UGAGUGUGUAGCUGAAGAGAAUCAAAUUUCUCCAGGAGAAUUGUCAGUUGUGUGUAAUACUGGAGCCAAUGCAGGAACUGAUGUCGAGACACAAAACUUACAACCUCAGUCCCCGAGACUGCCUGAAAACCUGCUUGUUUCAGAAGUGGCAGAGGAUGGUGGCGCCGCCAGCAGAACCCACAAGGCAACCGACAACCAAACGGAGAAAAAGAAAAAAUUCCACCAGCAGCACAUCCAACAGCAGCGCUGGCAACAACGCAAACAGUACCGGCAGCAAGAAGAAGACCACAGCUGCAAACCUGAGUCUGUCCAGUCAGGUACCUGAUGUGAUGGUGGUAGGAGAGCCAACUCUGAUGGGAGGUGAGUUUGGGGACGAGGACGAAAGGCUAAUCACUAGAUUAGAAAACACGCAAUAUGAUGCGGCCAACGGCAUGGACGACGAGGAGGACUUCAACAAUUCACCCGCCCUGGGGAACAACAGCCCGUGGAACAGUAAACCUCCCGCCACUCAAGAGACCAAAUCAGAAAACCUCCCACCCCAGACUUCCCAAUAAGACCACCCGCACCUGAUCAGUAGGGGGUCACCAUUACAAUUGCAGAUCUUUACUUACAGGAGAGAAAAAGAGGAGAAAUAAAAACUUUUCCAUGAAAAUAUCUAUUUCUAAACCACAAUGAUCUGAUUUUCUUUCUUUUUUUCUUUUUUUUCUAAUUGAGAGGAUUAUUCCAAAUAAGCUUCCAUGACCCUUCUGUGGAAGCCUCCACAGGUUGUACAGAUACUGGCACUGAUCGUAAUUAAAACGAGAGAAAACGCUAGAGCAUCUCCUGACACAGUCUUAACAACGUGUUUGUGUUGAAUUUCCUUUUUAUGCAUCAAACAAAGGCCAUAUUGUCCGUAAAUACUCAGUGCUCAGGAUCUCAUUAAUAUGCCGAACCUAGCUACGAAUGACUUUUUAAUAUUGUAAAAUAUUUUCUGCUUUUUGACUUGCAUCUGAGAGUUUCUUGUUUCAGUAAAAAAAGAAAAGGAAAAAAAUCAGCUUUGGAAAGUAAUUUAAAUGUACCUUUAUUUUUUUUCUUCACGUUAUUUCUUUCAUUGGGCAACAGCUGAGGGGACCCAGCAAGGUAAUUUGUGGUGGAGCUGUUGGCAAUUGGCUUGCGUAUGAGUUGGCUCAAUUUAGCCCUCGUACUGAAACAAGAAACGUCUUUUCAUCAUCAAAGACGCCAGGGCAGAUGUGUAUGUAAAGAAAGACAGUUGGACUCUUGAGAAUUUAUGCAUUUGUAAAGUUGCUGUUGAUCCAAAUAUUUUCAAGCCAUGUAAUCCAUUAAUUUUGUGGGCAGUUGAAUAAAUCUGAAACUUUUUUGUGUUUUUAAUUGUAUCUGAGUUGGCCAUCCUUUCUUUUCAUAGUAUAUUUCUUGUACGAUAUUUUGUAAAGCCCUCACCUGGUUCUCUUAGGGGGACUUUUCUUUUUUGGGCAACUCCAGUGUAUUUCUGUGAAACUUUAUAAGAGAACUAAUUUUUCCAUCUGCAUAUUAAUAUGUUCCUCCACACAUGUAAAGACACAGUGGCUCCGUGUGUUAAAAACAGCUGUAUUUUAUGUAUGCUUUACUGAUUAAGUGUGCCAAUAAUAAAUUGUGUUAAUGACCAAA
Propithecus coquereli (Coquerel's sifaka) is the source of this 1644-nucleotide messenger RNA. RefSeq names its product LIM domain binding 2 (gene LDB2). The record is from RefSeq and is a predicted model, not a curated record. Lineage: Eukaryota; Metazoa; Chordata; Mammalia; Primates; Indriidae. Gene Ontology annotation, cellular component: nucleus; transcription regulator complex. Gene Ontology annotation, biological process: nervous system development; positive regulation of transcription by RNA polymerase II; negative regulation of transcription by RNA polymerase II. The transcript is spliced from 4 exons. The coding region runs from base 69 to 554 and encodes 161 amino acids. Gene Ontology annotation, molecular function: LIM domain binding.